Messenger RNA from Closterium sp. NIES-65, 3273 nucleotides. NCBI's taxonomy places the organism in Eukaryota, Viridiplantae, Streptophyta, Zygnematophyceae, Desmidiales, Closteriaceae. The record is from the annotation of a GenBank genome assembly.
AUGACACUCCGGUUCGGCUACACGCAGCUCUUUCCAUACAAAUCCAUCCUCCUCUUCCUCGUCUUUCUCCACCUGUCAGUCCAUUCGCGGCCCGUUGCUUCCUCGCCAGCCAGCGCCAGAGCUGACACUAGAAUCGGGUCCAGCAGCAGCAGCGAUUGGACAGGCGAUGAUAGCAGCGUCAGCAGGAGGAAGCUGAUUGGUCGAGCUGGUCGCGCUCAGGGAGCAUCAGGAUCGGAGGUGGUACUCUGGGAAGGCGCAUCUGGGGAAUCCGACGGCCCACAGAGGCCCGUGGCGGCUGAUGAAUCCACGACCGCGCGAAUCAAUGGUGCAGAUCUCUCGGUUGUUUCCUUGGGUUUCUAUGCAGGAGGAGGGGAUGUGCGGGGGAGAGGAGGGGGGUGUAAAGGAGGGAGCUGCCCGGAUUUUUCACCCUGCUCAGGUGCCCUGGGGCAGAUUGAGGCAUGCUGGAACAGAGAAUUCGUUGACCUAUUUGAUCAGACCCCCUCCGGGCAGCAGAAAAAGUUCCCUGCAUUCUGCCCGGAGAUCCCAGAUGAGCUUGAGAUGACCAGGGUCGUCCCAGCACAGUGUGCAGAAGCGGUCUUGAAAAUGAAAAGAUUUUUGGAGGAGCAGGCGGAGUGGCCGGAGUCAUUACAGGUGGAAAUACCGGAUCCGGGCAACCUGAAGGAAUGGUCCGGGCAGCUUUUCCGGCUGCAGAACGUGUUCGUGAACUGGAGGGGUCAGGUGUUCAACCAGACGCAUCUGUUUGACGCCGGGAGAUGCAGCGACCAACUGGCUGAUUUCGACUACCCCUCAGGCACCCAGUUUGCCGCCUUCCCUUCCCUCCUCAACCUUCUUUCCGCCGCCCGCUUGCCGUCCGAUGUGGUCUUCUCGGAAAUGGCGGAGAAGCUUCCUCUCUUCCUGUCACUGGCGCCUGCCAUGCUGCUGCUGAGGCGCAUACCAGUUGCAGUGCAGAACAGAAAGUUGGUGCGCGGCAUCUGGCAGGCCGUGGUAGGGUUGAGGCCCACAGCGAGUGCCGUGCAUGCCAUGUCGCACUCCUCACUGCUCUUCGCUCGCACACUCUACAUGCCGCUAUUUCCCCCAUGCGGCCACCCCAGCCCGUCUCUCCUGCACGCCUUCCGCGCCCGCCACCUCUUCCCCCCCUCCGGCCUGCCGCUCUUCUCUCAAGACGGCUCCUACCGCCCCCCUGCACCUGGGGGUCUGGCAGAACAAGGAGCACACGAUGCAGCAGGGGAGCUGCCUGUGGUCCCUAUGGGAUUUAUGGGGUCUAUAGAUGGGCGUUUGAAGCAUGAUUGGGUGGUGGUGGUGGCGGCUCCCCCAUCCCGUCUGCCCACAGUGCAAGCUGCUGCGCUGGCUGCAGCGCUACGUGCGGUGAAAUGGAUACUGAAGCAGCUCUAUACCGAGGAUAGAGUCGCCGUGUACAGACGAAACAUGCCGCUCCAAGAAGCCAGAGCGCUGUUCCAACGGGCUCUGCUGUUCGUCGCCUGCGAUAAUGCCCUUGUAAACACCCUCUUCAUGCCUUCCCACUCCUCUGUCAUCGAAAUUCGCACCAGCAGCAGCAGCAGCAGCAGCAGCAGCAGCAGCAGCAGCAGCAGCAGCAGCAGCAGCAGCAGCAGCGGUGCAGAGUCAGUGUAUCCGGACGGGGGAAGGCAGCUGUACAGAAACCUAGCGUUGGCAGCAGGUGUGAAGCACUACCUGGUGGAAUGCCCAGAGGAACCAGUGGUGGAGACAGCAGAUGCGGGGGCAGGGAGCGGUGGAGACAGAUGGGGAGAGGUCGGGAGUGGUGGAGGUGGCGGCGAUGGUGAUGCCGGUGCUGGUGCCGGUGGUGCUUCUGGGGUUGCUUUUUGGGAGGAUACAGAGGAGGAGGAUGGGGAUAAAGGUGGUGGGUCGUCAGUGUACUUGCCUAGAGGUUCCCUGGCUUGCGGUAUUGAGCGGUUGAGAACGGUCCUGGAAAGCGUUCUCCACGAUGGGUUUGCUUCGGAGAGUUUUGACCCGAACCUCCUCGACAGGUCUGGGGAGGGGUUCCGGACGAAGAUUCCAGGUAGCAAGGUCAGCCGGGCAGGUCUGAAAGAAAAGUUUCUGAAAUGGCAGGAGUGUGUGGCAGCAGAAGGCAGCUGGAAAAUGGACCCGAGGCCGAGGCGAUUACCCUGGGAAUUCAAGGGUUACUCGAAUUACUGCGACAAAAGACACAUGGCAGCAUCCCCUACUGCUGUCGUGGUCUCCAAAGCAGAUCAAAUCGCAGAUUCCAUUAUGAAACUUCCUCCAGAAGAGAGGAAGGUGCGGCAGGAGGAGUGGGACGUACGGCCCCAGCUGAAAUACGUGUGGGACACGGAGGGUAAGUGUGGGGCAUGGGAUGCUUUUGAUGGCCCAGUGGUGUGUGACUGGGUGAGAGGGAGAAGGUGGAAUGGAACAGGAAUGCCGCUGACAGAAGAGGAGGAGGAGGAGAGGGAAGAGGCGGCUUUCAAAGGGGAGGCUGUGAGGGAGAAGGGCGACGGGAGCGGCGCGCUUGUACUCCUUAUAGGCGAUUCGUUACAGGAGCAGUUUGUGCGCGUGCUGGUGAACAACAUGCUUACACAUGUAAAGAAACCCGCCACGUGGGCCGUGGAGGAAACGAUCCCCAAGGAAUGCAGCGAGCUGAUCGAACCAGACCAUGCCAGGCACUCUUUCUGUCGAGACUACAAGCUGCACAGCAACGUGUGCGCCAAUCUCACCAUCCGGUUCAUUCGCCACGACUACCUCCAGCUCUCCAACUCGCAGAUCAAGUUCGACCGAGUCCCCUUCGCCCGCCUCUCUUUGCUCACCGGCGCCCGCGUGGUUAUACUGAAUCGCGGCGCGCACUACCGCCCGGACCGACACUUCAUCUCAGCGGUCCGUUCGACGGUGCGAUUUCUCCGGAACAAGCUCCCGGACGCGCUCUUGAUCUAUCGAACCACCGUGCAAGGCCAUGCCAACUGCUCGGAACACGACAAGCCGCUGCUCGUGCCGGGUCCCACGGACAACCUGCCGUUCUUCUGGGGGAAGUUUCACGAGCAGAACGAGCUGGCGCGGGCGGCAGUGGAGGAGGUGGGCGGCGUGUACUUGGAUGUAGCGGCGAUGACGGUGCUUCGUCCGGACUCGCAUCAGGGGUUCAUUCCGGAGUUGAACCACGAGGACUGCUUGCAUUACUGCAUUCCAGGCCCGCAGGACCUGUGGGCCCAGAUGCUACAGAACGUGCUGCUGCAAUUACUCCCAGAGCCGGCGCCUGCUGUUGACGCCUAG